AUGGACGAAAUCCAGAUUGAUUUUCCAUCAUCUUCACUACCAAUCUACACAGCCCAGGGAAGAGCAAGGCUGACAGAACGGCAUUUUCCGGAAAUGGUUCCAAGAAAAGAGGGAAAGAAAACUGCCACUAGGAGAUGCAGAGUCUGCUCCCAGAUGAAAGCAGGAACAAAGAACAGAAAGGAGAGCAGCUACAUGUGUAGAGAAUGCGACGCUGGGCUAUGUGUAGUGCCCUGCUUUCGGAUUUAUCAAACUUACAACAUGUCUAACUUGCCAUUUAAAUUAGUCGAUAUGACGGAAGGUGAAUUAUACGCCGAACUCGAAAACAUUUAUUCAGAAAUGGAACAAAGUCGUAUAAACGGUGAAGAAAGUCCAUCUGAUUGUGAAUCGUUAGCCAGUAACAGAGACGACCAAGUAAGUGAUACAGAAACUACUAUUAGAAGCAACGUGUUGAUAUGUUCAUGUUGUGACUCAGAAAAUGUCCUACCUUUGUCAACUAUCGCUAGAAGACUGCAACUAGCUUCAUCUGCCUCACCAGUUGGAAAAAAAUCUCCAGUUUGGUCUAAUGUGAAAACUCUUACACCACCUCCAGAUUUUACUGCACAUUCUGGUCUAGCAGAAUGUGUAACAAAUAUGGCAGAUCCAUAA
Acanthoscelides obtectus is the source of this 645-nucleotide messenger RNA. NCBI's taxonomy places the organism in Eukaryota, Metazoa, Arthropoda, Insecta, Coleoptera, Chrysomelidae. The record is from the annotation of a GenBank genome assembly.